AUGGAGACCAAAGGGAGACUCAUUGCUGGCUCUCACAAUAGAAAUGAGUUUGUUCUAAUCAAUGCUGAUGAAAUUGCAAGAGUCACCUCUGUUAAAGAAUUAAGUGGGCAGAUUUGCAAGAUCUGUGGGGAUGAGAUAGAGGUCACAGUAGAUGGGGAGCCAUUUGUUGCUUGCAAUGAAUGCGCAUUCCCUGUGUGUAGACCUUGCUAUGAGUACGAAAGAAGAGAGGGCAACCAAGCCUGCCCUCAAUGCCGAACCAGAUACAAGCGUAUCAAAGGGAGUCCUAGAGUUGACGGAGAUGAGGAAGAGGAGGAUACGGAUGAUUUGGAGAAUGAAUUUGAUAUUGGAGUCAACUACAGGAGAGACCCUCACCAGGUUGCUGAAGCGCUGCUCUCUGCUCGCCUCAACACUGGCCGUGGUUCCCAAGCUAAUGUUUCUGGGUUUGCUACACCAUCUGAGUUCGACUCUGCUUCCAUUGCUCCUGAAAUUCCUCUUCUGACCUAUGGUGAAGAGGAUGUUGGGAUCUCUUCUGAUAAGCAUGCCCUUAUUAUACCCCCAUUUCGUGGGAAACGGAUUCACCCGAUGCCAUUUCCUGAUUCUUCCAUGUCUUUGCCACCAAGGCCUAUGGAUCCUAAGAAAGACUUGGCAGUCUAUGGGUAUGGAACAGUUGCAUGGAAGGAAAGAAUGGAGGAGUGGAAGAAAAAGCAAGGUGAUAAACUUCAGGUGGUCAAGCACCAAGUAGGAAAGGGUGCUGAAAAAAAUGGUGGAGAUGAAUUUGAUGAUCCUGAUUUGCCUAUGAUGGAUGAAGGAAGGCAGCCUCUUUCAAGGAAAUUACCAAUUUCUUCAAGCAAGAUUAGUCCAUACAGAUUGAUCAUUAUACUCAGGCUUGUGAUUCUCGGCCUCUUUUUUCACUAUAGAAUUCUUCAUCCAGUCAACGAUGCUUAUGGAUUGUGGCUUACAUCAGUAAUUUGUGAAAUAUGGUUUGCUGUAUCAUGGAUAUUAGAUCAGUUUCCAAAAUGGUAUCCAAUUGAGCGAGAAACAUAUCUUGAUAGAUUAUCAUUGAGGUAUGAGAAAGAGGGGAAGCCAUCUGAGUUAGCGAGUGUAGAUGUAUAUGUUAGUACAGUGGAUCCUAUGAAAGAACCUCCACUUAUCACUGCAAACACAGUCUUGUCGAUCCUUGCUGUAGAUUAUCCAGUCGACAAAGUCGCGUGCUAUGUCUCAGAUGAUGGCGCGGCCAUGCUUACUUUCGAAGCUCUCUCUGAGACAUCCGAAUUUGCAAGAAAGUGGGUCCCUUUCUGCAAGAGAUUCAGCAUUGAACCUCGGGCUCCAGAAUGGUAUUUUGCUCUGAAGGUUGACUAUUUGAAAGACAAAGUAGAUCCGGCAUUUAUCAGGGAGCGUCGUGCCAUGAAGAGAGAAUAUGAAGAGUUCAAAGUUCGAAUAAAUGGGUUAGUAGCCAUGGCGCAGAAGGUUCCUGAGGACGGUUGGACAAUGCAGGAUGGCACCCCAUGGCCGGGGAAUAAUGUCAGAGAUCAUCCUGGAAUGAUUCAGGUUUUCCUUGGUCAUAAUGGAGUUCAUGAUGUUGAAGGAAAUGAAUUACCUCGUCUAGUUUACGUGUCUCGUGAGAAGAGACCGGGAUUUGAUCACCACAAAAAAGCUGGGGCUAUGAAUGCUUUGAUGAGGGUCUCUGCAAUCAUAUCAAAUGCUCCUUACUUGCUGAAUGUUGAUUGUGAUCACUAUAUAAACAACAGUAAGGCACUUCGCGAAGCCAUGUGCUUCAUGAUGGACCCAACAUCUGGAAAGAAAAUUUGUUAUGUUCAAUUUCCUCAAAGGUUUGAUGGUAUUGACCGUCAUGAUAGAUACUCAAAUCGCAACGUCGUAUUCUUUGAUAUCAAUAUGAAAGGACUGGAUGGCAUACAAGGACCUAUAUAUGUUGGGACUGGAUGCGUCUUCAGGAGGCAAGCUCUUUAUGGAUAUGAUGCCCCUGUCAAGAAGAAGCCCCCAGGAAGGACAUGCAAUUGCUGGCCAAAAUGGUGCACUUGUUGUUGCCGAUCUAGAAAGAAAAAUAAGAAAUCAAAAACAAAUGAAAAAAAGAAGAACAAGGAGGCUUCUAAACAGAUACAUGCAUUAGAAAAUAUUGAAGAAGGUAUUGAAGGAAUAGAUAAUGAAAAAUCAGCCUUGAUGCCCCAGAUAAAAUUUGAGAAAAAAUUUGGACAGUCAUCAGUUUUCAUAGCCUCUACACUUGUGGAUGAUGGUGGAGUUCCCAAAGGGGCAAGUUCUGCAUCACUUUUGAAAGAGGCCAUUCAUGUCAUUAGUUGUGGUUAUGAAGAUAAAACUGAGUGGGGAAAAGAGAUUGGGUGGAUUUAUGGCUCUGUCACUGAGGAUAUUUUAACUGGCUUCAAGAUGCAUUGCCAUGGCUGGCGAUCAGUGUAUUGCAUUCCAAAAAAACCUGCAUUUAAAGGUUCAGCGCCAAUAAACCUUUCUGAUCGUCUACACCAGGUGCUCCGAUGGGCUUUGGGAUCUGUUGAGAUCUUUUUCAGUAGACACUGUCCAAUAUGGUAUGGAUAUGGAUGCGGAUUGAAAUGGUUGGAACGCUUCUCUUAUAUAAACUCUGUUGUUUAUCCCUUGACAUCUAUCCCCUUGAUUGCUUACUGUACCUUGCCUGCUGUCUGUCUACUUACUGGGAAAUUCAUUGUUCCUGCGAUUAGCAAUUAUGCCAGUAUCAUUUUCAUGGCUCUGUUCAUAUCCAUCGCUGCAACUGGUAUCCUAGAAAUGCAGUGGGGAGGAGUUGGCAUACAUGACUGGUGGAGAAAUGAGCAGUUCUGGGUCAUUGGUGGUGCUUCAUCACAUCUAUUUGCCCUUUUCCAGGGUCUUCUGAAGGUAUUGGCUGGAGUUAACACCAAUUUCACUGUUACCUCCAAAGGGGCAGAUGAUGGAGAAUUUUCAGAGCUCUACCUAUUCAAAUGGACAUCUUUAUUGAUCCCUCCUAUGACUUUGCUUAUCAUAAACAUUAUUGGAGUCGUAGUUGGAAUUUCUGAUGCCAUCAAUAAUGGUUACGAGACUUGGGGUCCACUCUUUGGUAAGCUAUUCUUUGCAUUGUGGGUUAUUGUCCACCUCUACCCAUUCCUUAAGGGGUUGAUAGGGAAACAAGACAGGCUUCCCACCAUUAUUGUUGUUUGGGCGAUACUUCUAGCUUCUGUUUUAACACUCUUAUGGGUUCGAGUCAACCCAUUUGUGUCAAAAGGUGGCAUUGUUUUAGAAGUUUGUGGGUUGAAUUGUGAUUAA
Messenger RNA from Dovyalis caffra, 3282 nucleotides. NCBI's taxonomy places the organism in Eukaryota, Viridiplantae, Streptophyta, Magnoliopsida, Malpighiales, Salicaceae. The record is from the annotation of a GenBank genome assembly.